AUGGCUUCCCGUACCAUCUUCCUAGGUCCCACAAGAGCACUAUCCCGACUCGGACAACUCUCCUCAACUCUCGGCGCGACUGCAAGCCCAAGGGCGCCGUUAUCGACCGUGUCGUCCAAUAUUACCCUGUACAGCUGGCCUACGCCUAAUGGGAUCAAAGCCUCGAUCACUCUGGAGGAGUUAGGUCUUCCGUAUAAGCUGGUGCCUAUCGACAUCGGGACUAAUGUUCAGAAAGAAGAUUGGUUCCUGAAAAUCAACCCCAAUGGACGUAUCCCAGCGAUAAAGGAUGGCGAGCAACGCGUCUUCGAGAGCGGAGCCAUCAUGCUGUACCUUGUCGACAAGUAUGACAAGGAGAAGAAAAUCAGCUAUGCCCCCGGCACGCCUGAGUACGUCGAAAUGCUGAGCUGGCUCAUGUUCCAGAUGGGAGGCGUGGGUCCAAUGCAAGGUCAAGCAAACCACUUCCGCGUCUUUGCCGGAGUCCGCUCCGACUACGGUAUCAAGCGCUACACAGAAGAGACCAAGCGUCUCUACUCCGUCUUGGAGGCCCGUCUGAAGGAAAGCCCUUAUCUCGCCGGAUCCAAGUACACGAUCGCAGACAUCGCCAACUACUCCUGGGUGCACAGUGGGCCCACAAUCCUUGAAUUUGACCUGUCUGAGUGGCCAGCUCUCAAGAAGUGGAAAGAAGAGAUCGACCAACGCGACGCUGUCAAGAAGGGCGCCGACGUACCGAAACGCGAAGGUCCCCCAGGGCAAUUCGAGCAGUUUCUGAAGGAUGCUCGGGCGAAGAUCGAUUCGAUGCAAAAUACAGAUAAGCACUAG
Molecule: messenger RNA, 819 nt
Organism: Paecilomyces variotii
Lineage: Eukaryota; Fungi; Ascomycota; Eurotiomycetes; Eurotiales; Thermoascaceae
Product: glutathione S-transferase
Exons: 3
Coding region: 1-819 (272 amino acids)
Source: RefSeq, a predicted model, not a curated record